GAGUUCUGUAUUUAGGUGCACAGGUCGUUAGGUGUUUAUUCUACCUAGGCACUUAUUUGCUUUCCUGUUGCCCCCAUCGCGGAACGUCAAGUCUACGAAAAAGAGGAGGCUCGCCUGCAGUUCCUCCACCGCACUCACGAACCCACCCCAGCCGGGACUUAAUACGCAGCUACAGCAGCACCUACCGCCCCAGCGCCCCUCGGCCCACUGCCGGAAUCGAGGGAAGCACCACCGAGUCAGUCCUCCGGACUCCUAGAGAGAACCCGGAAGUGCCCCGCAGCUGGCGCGGGCUCUUCCGGCCGGGACGGCUGCGCUUUUGUCCCGCUGGCAGUUGGCCUCCUGCGGCGCCGCCUCAGCCAGAGGGACGAUGUGGAGACCACUGGCCCAGGUGCGGAUCGAGCCCCGGGGCGGUGCUUCCCGGGCCUUCGCCUGGGGCAGCUCGCCUGUGCGCAGACGGGGGCGCGUCCGAAGGAGGUGGCCUGCCAUGGGCCCCGCAGACUGGGAGUAAACUGGGGAGAAGGCCGAAGAGUCUCCAGACGCGGCGACAGCCUAGGGGAAGCCAGGCGCUGGGAUGUGAGAGAUGACGGCGGCCGGGGCUGCAUGUGAGGCUUGAAGACAUUUGGACUAAGCCACUAGGAGUGUUUUCUUUUUGAAAGCAAAAGGGUUAUUUUUGUUGUUUUUAAUGUUUAAAUCUGUAAUAUAGUCAUAUGGUUCAGCUGUUUAAAAUAUGAAGAAGUUUUCAGCGAAAAGGUUUCCUCCUGCGCACCAUCUUCCUAGGCCCGACCUGUUAGUGUCACAUUACAAGACGAGGGGCACUGAGGAUGAGGAAUCAACUGAAAACUGUGAAAAUGUUGGGAAUGCAGAACUUCUGUGGCUAAAAGUGGAAGGCCUUCACAAGGAUCAUGUUCAGGAGUCUAAGGUCGAUGGAACCUGUGGUUGGGAUGGCAAAGUAGAGAACCAGUCAGAAAAGCCUGAUGGGAAAAGAAUGAAGGAAGACAAAAGUGGCAUCAGGGAAAGGAUUGGAAAACCCCCAAACACAGCAAAUAUAAAGACAGAACAGGAAGAAGACGUGGUGUCUGAGAAAAGCUUACAUCUGAGCUCAAAGCACGUUACACACCAGACCAUCCCUAUCAAACAGAAAAGCAAUGAGCAAGGCACAUGUGCAGAGAAUGUGAAUGGAAGCUCUCAUCCCCAUCUGAACCAGGACACCAGUGCUGUUAAGAAAUCUCAUAAAUGUGAUGAGUGUGGGAAAUCCUUCAAAUAUAACUCCCGCCUUGUUCAACACAAAAUUAUGCACAGUGGGGAAAAACGCUAUGAGUGCAGUGACUGUGGAGGGGCUUUUCGGAGCAGCUCCAGCCUUCGAGUUCAUAAGCGAAUCCACACUGGGGAGAAGCCGUACAAGUGUGAGGAGUGUGGGAAAGCCUACAUGUCCUACUCCAGCCUUAUAAACCAUAAAAGCACCCAUUCUGGGGAGAAGAACUGCAAAUGUGAUGAGUGUGGGAAAUCUUUCAAUUACAGCUCUGUUUUAGACCAGCAUAAGAGGAUCCACACUGGGGAGAAGCCCUAUGAAUGUGGUGAGUGUGGGAAGGCCUUCAGGAACAGCUCUGGCCUCAGAGUCCACAAAAGGAUCCACACAGGGGAGAAGCCCUAUGAAUGUGACAUCUGUGGGAAAACCUUCAGUAAUAGCUCUGGCCUCAGGGUUCACAAAAGGAUCCACACAGGUGAAAAGCCCUAUGAAUGUGAUGAAUGUGGGAAGGCCUUCAUUACUUGCAGAACACUUCUAAACCAUAAAAGCAUCCACUUUGGAGAUAAACCUUACAAAUGUGAUGAGUGUGAGAAAUCGUUUAAUUAUAGCUCUCUCCUCAUUCAGCAUAAAGUCAUCCACACUGGAGAGAAACCUUAUGAAUGUGAUGAAUGUGGGAAGGCCUUCAGGAAUAGUUCAGGCCUUAUCGUGCAUAAAAGGAUUCACACAGGAGAGAAACCUUACAAAUGUGAUGUCUGUGGCAAAGCAUUCAGCUAUAGCUCAGGCCUUGCAGUUCAUAAAAGCAUUCACCCUGGGAAGAAAGCUCAUGAGUGUAAGGAAUGUGGAAAAUCCUUCAGCUAUAACUCACUUCUUCUUCAGCAUAAGACCAUUCACACUGGAGAAAGACCUUAUGUAUGUGAUGUGUGUGGGAAAACCUUCAGAAACAAUUCAGGUCUCAAAGUCCACAGGAGGCUCCACACUGGGGAAAAACCAUACAAAUGUGACGUGUGCGGGAAAGCCUACAUCUCACGUUCUAGCCUUAAAAACCACAAAGGAAUCCAUCUUGGGGAGAAGCCCUAUAAAUGUAGCUAUUGUGAGAAAUCCUUCAAUUAUAGUUCUGCCCUCGAACAACAUAAGAGGAUUCAUACGAGGGAGAAACCUUUUGGGUGUGAUGAGUGUGGAAAAGCCUUCAGAAAUAAUUCAGGCCUUAAAGUACAUAAGCGAAUCCACACUGGGGAGAGACCUUACAAAUGUGAAGAAUGUGGGAAAGCCUAUAUCUCACUCUCAAGCCUUAUAAACCAUAAGAGUGUGCACCCUGGGGAAAAGCCCUAUAAGUGCGAGGAGUGUGAAAAAGCCUUUAUCACAUACCGAACCCUUAUAAACCACAAAAAAAUUCAUCUUGGGGAGAAGCCCUACAAAUGCGAUGUGUGUGAGAAAUCUUUUAACUACACGUCACUCCUUUCUCAGCACAAAAGGGUUCACACUCGAGAGAAGCCCUACGAGUGUGAUAGGUGUGAGAAGGUUUUCAGAAACAACUCCAGCCUUAAAGUGCAUAAAAGAAUUCAUACAGGGGAGAAACCCUAUGAAUGUGAUGUGUGCGGAAAAGCCUACAUCUCACACUCAAGCCUUAUUAACCAUAAAAGUACCCACCCUGGCAAGACACCCUAUACGUGUGAUGAAUGUGGAAAAGCUUUUUUCUCAAGCAGAACUCUUGUGAGCCAUAAAAGAGUCCAUCUUGGGGAGAAACCUUUUAAAUGUGUUGAGUGUGGGAAAUCUUUCAGUUACAGCUCGCUCCUUUCUCAACACAAGAGGAUCCACACAGGAGAGAAACCCUACAUAUGUGAUAGGUGUGGUAAGGCAUUCCGGAACAGCUCAGGCCUCACAGUGCAUAAGAGAAUCCACACAGGCGAGAAACCCUAUGGAUGUGAUGAGUGUGGGAAGGCAUACAUCUCACACUCGAGUCUUAUCAACCACAAAAGCAUCCACCGUGGUCAGCAGCCCUAUAAUUGUGAGUGUGGGAAGUCCUUCAAUUAUAGAUCAGUCCUUGACCAGCACAAAAGGAUCCACACUGGAAAGAAGCCAUACCGGUGUAAUGAGUGUGGGAAGACUUUUAAUACCAGGUCAGAUCUCACCAAGCAUAAAAGAAUCCAUACAGGAGAGGAAUCUUUAAAUGUGCCGAAUGUGGGGAGUUACAGUGGUACAACACAGAAGAGAACUUAUGAGGGUGGGGAUGUUCUGGAUGGGGCCAGGAUGAGCUUGUCUCUGUAGGAGGCAGAGCUUACCAAGUCUCAGAACUCAAGUGGAAGAAAAACCUUAUGAAUGUAAGAAUAUCUGAGGUCCUUGUUCAUGGCUUAUAAUUUACAUAGUACAAAUGAAACCAUGAGUAACCUGUGCUUCAGGGAAGCCUCCAUUGUCAAAAUAGUUGAGCCCUUAUGGAAUACAAAACAGUUUAUACUGGUGAUAAAACCUAUCAGAAUGAUACGAUGUUAAAACCUUCAAAAUAAGCAGACAUUUCUGGACAUGAAACACAUGGGUGAGGAAAGGAUUUCGAUCAGAAGUCACACAGUCACCAUUAGAAAGUUCAUAUUUGGGUAAAUUUUGUGAAUCUAAAUGUGGGACAUUCAGGUGUAUCUUUUGAGUCCCAAUUAUACAUUGGUCAGCGGAAAUAACCCAAGAAGGGCCUCCAGUAGGCACAUUCAGGGAGAGAUAGGCUUCAGGGAAUAUAAACUUAUUUAUUAGUAGCACUCAUGAAGUAAAAGCUUUAUUAUAUAAUUCAGUGGUUUGGGGCGAGGUGAUGACAAGUUUUGAAACAAAAUUUGAAUUUUGUAGGGAAAUUUAAAAAGUGUAGACUUAAUCUAAUAGGAGAUAUGAGAGUCAGUCUGAAGAAAUGCAGGUUGAUUGGACUAUACUGUUGUAGUGUGGUACACUAGUUGAGUAGGGGAACCUAAAAUCUCCAGAUGCACCCCGUCAUUGAAUGAUAAAUGUGUGCUGAGUGAAAACCCCAUGUUAUACUGCAAAUGAAAGGUUCUAUCAUCGAGAAAAAUAGAGCACACUCAGUAACUAAGGGAACAUGUCUUUAAUAUGAAUUUGCACAAGAAUUGAUUCAGGGAUUCCUAGGAAUAGGAAUACUGAAAAGGAGGGCAUUUUAUUGCAGGAGGUAAAAAGCUAAGUAACUACCAAUAAUUGGGGGAUAGGAAGAGAUUCCUGCUUCUCAAUCCUGUUAAAUGAUAGAUUGUUUUGGACUGUGUUAUUGUAAAGAUUUCAUGCACUACCUGUGUGUAUUAUCUGUUGUAAAAUGUUAUGAAUAUAUUGUUCAGGGCUCCCUCUCUUGGCCAUGAAGAGGCAGGUAGUUGUGGCAAGGUAAAGUGGAUCUCCAAUAAAGAAUUCUU
Messenger RNA from Phyllostomus hastatus (greater spear-nosed bat), 4632 nucleotides. RefSeq names its product ZFP62 zinc finger protein (gene ZFP62). The record is from RefSeq and is a predicted model, not a curated record. The transcript is spliced from 3 exons. The coding region runs from base 728 to 3511 and encodes 927 amino acids. NCBI's taxonomy places the organism in Eukaryota, Metazoa, Chordata, Mammalia, Chiroptera, Phyllostomidae.